GUAGCGGGCACAAGCCAAGCUGUGAUUCGAGUCUUUGCUCUGGCUUCUGCACCCAAGCGAGUCUCCACCAGGCCCCCCGCGCCUCCACCCCUCUCAUCUCGACCUCCGAGUCCCCCUUGCGCCCCCUCACCCCUGCCUCUCCGAUUCCCCGCGUCGCGGCACCCGGAAGGAUGCGCUGUGCGCCAACAGCCGGAGCAGCCCUGGUGCUGUGCGCCGCCACCGCCGGGCUGCUGAGCGCGCAGGGCCGCCCGGAGCCUCCCGAGACGCCGCGCUUCGCCUCCUGGGAUGAGGUGAAUGUGCUGGCGCACGGGCUCCUGCAGCUCGGCAACGGGCUACGCGAACACGUGGAGCGCACCCGUGGGCAGCUGGGCGAGCUGGAGCGGCGUCUGGGCUCGUGCGGGGCCUCCUGCAAGGAUCCUGAGGGGUCAGCCGCGCCUCCGUUCGCCCCGGAGAAUCUGGUCCCUCCCGGCGGCGACACAGUCCCGGAGACCCUCCAAAGCUUUCAGACUCAGCUCAAGGCUCAGAACAGCAGGAUCCAGCAACUCUUCCAGAAGGUGGCCCAGCAGCAGCGGCACCUGGAGAAGCAGCACCUGAGAAUCCAGAAUCUGCAGAGCCAGAUGGGCCACUUGGCCCCCAUGCACCUGGGCCACGGGGUGGCCAAGCGUGCCAGGAGGAAGAGGCUACCCAAGAUGGCCCAGCUUGCUGGCCCAGCUCACAAUAUCAGCCGCCUGCACAGACUGCCCAGGGACUGCCAAGAACUGUUUGAAGAGGGAGAGAGGCAAAGUGGAUUGUUCCAGAUCCAGCCCCAGGGGUCCUCCUCAUUCCUAGUUAACUGCAAGAUGACCUCAGAUGGAGGCUGGACUGUAAUCCAGAGGCGCCAGGAUGGCUCAGUGGACUUUAACCAGCCCUGGGAAGCCUACAAGGAUGGCUUCGGAGACCCCCAAGGUGAGUUCUGGCUGGGCCUGGAGAAGGUGCACCGCAUCGUGGGGGACCGUGGCAGCCGCCUGGCUGUGCAGCUGCAGGACUGGGAGGGCAAUGCCGAGUCAUUGCAGUUCCCUGUCCACCUGGGUGGCGAAGACACAGCCUACAGCCUGCAGCUCACGUCGCCUGUGGCCAGCAAACUGGGUGCCACUGCCUUCUCACCCAGCGGCCUCUCCCUGCCUUUCUCCACUUGGGACCAAGACCACGACCUCCGUGGAGACAAGAACUGUGCGAAGAGCCUCUCUGGUGGCUGGUGGUUCGGUACCUGCGGCCACUCCAAUCUUAAUGGCCAGUAUUUCCAUUCCAUCCCGCGGCAGCGGCAGCAGCUUAAGAAGGGCAUCUUCUGGAAGACCUGGCGGGGCCGGUACUACCCACUGCAGGCCACCACCAUGCUGAUCCAGCCCACAGUGGCCGAAGCAGCCUCCUAGCCUCCUCGCUGGGGCCUGGUCCCAGGCUCCUGGAGGACAGUGACUCUGAUUCUGGCCCAGCAUGUGGCCACUCCCUGCCGGGGCGGGGGCUCCGAGCAGGGGCCAUCUGAAACCUCAUGGACAGAGAUGUCCACGACUGGAGAUGCCCCCGCGAUGAGUGGGGGCUGCAGGAAAUGCCUUCUGAGAAGAACAGAGCUGCAGGGCUGCAGGGCACAGACCCCGAAAGCGUGGGACACGGGGGCAUUGAAGCCCACUCCUCGCCCGCCCGAGGAGUAGGGGACGCAGAGGGACCACUCGGGGGCAGCCAGGCCGGCCCUUGAUGGCGGAUUCAGUCACGUUGACUGGCUGGGGGACCAGGACUCCCAUAGGCCCCGGGCGCCCUUGUGGUGCUGUAGCGUGUGGGUGCUAUAGGCGAGCCCGCGCUGACGGCAUCUGGGCUGAGCCCACGGAAUUCUUGGAAUAAAAGCAACCUCAGAACAUUUCGUUCCUUU
Mesoplodon densirostris (Blainville's beaked whale) is the source of this 1900-nucleotide messenger RNA. It is a transcript of the gene ANGPTL4, whose product is annotated as angiopoietin like 4. Gene Ontology annotation, molecular function: enzyme inhibitor activity. The record is from RefSeq and is a predicted model, not a curated record. Gene Ontology annotation, biological process: triglyceride homeostasis. Lineage: Eukaryota; Metazoa; Chordata; Mammalia; Artiodactyla; Ziphiidae. The transcript is spliced from 7 exons. Bases 171 to 1409 code for a protein of 412 amino acids.